Molecule: messenger RNA, 876 nt
Organism: Exserohilum turcica Et28A
Lineage: Eukaryota; Fungi; Ascomycota; Dothideomycetes; Pleosporales; Pleosporaceae
Exons: 5
Coding region: 93-827 (244 amino acids)
Biological process (GO): removal of superoxide radicals
Cellular component (GO): cytoplasm
Molecular function (GO): superoxide dismutase copper chaperone activity; copper ion binding
Source: RefSeq, a predicted model, not a curated record
AGGCAAAGUGGCAUGCUCCUUACUCUGUACUUUGACGUCUCCUGAUCCACACACAAGCAAUUCAAGCUUCUUAGCAUCUUACUUUUCCCACAAUGACAGUACCUCCUUUCGAGACGAUAUUCGCAGUGCCUAUGACAUGCCAGUCAUGCAUCGACGACAUUGAAGGCUCUCUCUACAAGUUGGGUGGCAUCAACAAAGUCACGGCCGACCUCAAGGAACAACUUGUGUCGAUUGAGGGCACAGCAGCACCGUCGGCGAUUGUAGAGGCGAUCCAAGCGACCGGGCGUGAUGCGGUUCUGCGAGGAUCGGGCAAAUCAGACAGCGCGGCAGUAUGCAUUCUAGAAUCACACGCACCACAGGUAGAGAACAAGGUUCGCGGGCUGGUGCGCAUGGUUGAAGUUGGGCCCAGUAUGACGAUCAUCGACCUGAGUAUCAGGGGACUGUCACCUGGAACCUACCAUGCCACAGUAAGAGAGACGGGAGACAUCUCCGAGGGACCGGAAUCGACUGGCGGGAUUUGGGAACUUGCACAGUCACAAAACGAAGGCAAGGCGUGUCGAGGUGUCUUUGGAACCGUUCAGGUUGGAAAAGGCGGAGUGGGAUCGGUGUUUCUCGACAAAGCCAUUCACAUCUGGGAAACGAUUGGGCGUAGCAUUGUGGUCGCAAGAGAACAGGACGGCAAGUUUGACAAGAACGACGCAGAUACACUGGUUGGGGUCAUUGCACGCAGCGCAGGCGUCUGGGAUAACGACAAGACGGUGUGCUCGUGCUCGGGCAAGACGGUGUGGCAGGAGCGCGAGGAGCAGCGCGACCGCGGCAUGCUGUGAGGCUGGCCGCCACGCAGAUAGAGCAAGCAAUCAUAGAGCCGGGUUAGAG